Chenopodium quinoa (quinoa) is the source of this 345-nucleotide messenger RNA. RefSeq names its product MAP7 domain-containing protein 3-like. The record is from RefSeq and is a predicted model, not a curated record. The transcript has a single exon. The coding region runs from base 1 to 345 and encodes 114 amino acids. NCBI's taxonomy places the organism in Eukaryota, Viridiplantae, Streptophyta, Magnoliopsida, Caryophyllales, Amaranthaceae.
AUGACGCAGGCGUCAAAGAUUGAGCAGCUCGAGAAGGACCUAGAGGCGUACAAGCAGAAAGCCGACGAUGCUGAGACAGCGCUCAAAAAAGCUCAAGAGGAGCUUGGCAAGGCUAAGACGGAACUGGACUCUCUCAAGGGGGUCUCCCAAGAAAACACCGACCUCAAGGCUAAGGUCAAAGAGCUGGAGGAAGCGGCUGCCCAGGCGCAGCUGAACUUUGAGGCAACCCUGGAGGCGGAACAAGAGCGCCUGGUUGCCGAGAGUGAGGUUGAUAACGAUGCCCGGAUGAAGAUUGCCUUGAAUGCCUUGUAUCCAAACAAGGAGUAUAGCUCACAAAUAUGCUGA